Messenger RNA from Saccharomycopsis crataegensis, 678 nucleotides. Its product is annotated as DNA polymerase epsilon noncatalytic subunit. The record is from RefSeq and is a predicted model, not a curated record. Gene Ontology annotation, molecular function: chromatin DNA binding; protein heterodimerization activity. Gene Ontology annotation, biological process: leading strand elongation; heterochromatin formation; DNA damage response. Lineage: Eukaryota; Fungi; Ascomycota; Saccharomycetes; Ascoideales; Saccharomycopsidaceae. Gene Ontology annotation, cellular component: epsilon DNA polymerase complex; CHRAC. The transcript has a single exon. Bases 1 to 678 code for a protein of 225 amino acids.
AUGCCCCCAAAAGGUUGGAGAAAAAACGCAGACGGCAGCUACCCAUUGCCUAGCCGAGAGCGUGAGAUUAAAUCAAUAGAUGAGAUUCUUUUCCCGAAAUCGACGGUAUUAAAACUUGCCAAAUCUGUGUUCCCACCAGGAACCUUGAUAUCCAAGGAGAGUGCUGAAGUACUUCAGAGAUGUGCCACAGUGUACGUGAAUUAUAUCACAGAAUAUGCCAGAAACAUUGCGGGAUCAAAGGAUCGGGUGACUGUCACUGCCAAUGAUGUGUUAGAGGCGUUUUACAGUGUGGGGCUAGAUGAGUUUAUCGAAACGAUGAGGAAUGAGUUAGAACAGCAUACGAAGAUCCAAGAGGCUAAAAAGCUAGAAAAGGCCAAACAGAAGGCUCAAAAGGUAGAUACAGGUGAUGUAGUAGGCGAUAGUGAGGAAGCAGAACAAGAACGAAAUGACGAUAAUGACGAUGAUGAUGAUAAUGUUCACAAUGAUGAUGAAGACGACGAAGACGAGGAUGAGGAUGAGGAUGAAGAAAUACCAGAUGUAGUUGAGUCUGAUGAUGAAGAAAAUCAUGAUUCAACCCAUAAUAUCGAUUCGUUAGAAAAGGAAUAUAAGGAGCUUGUAGGUAAUGAACCUAGUGAAGCGAAAAAUGAUGACACAGAUGAUGAGACUGACAAUGAAUGA